Messenger RNA from Aaosphaeria arxii CBS 175.79, 1687 nucleotides. RefSeq lists its product as uncharacterized. The transcript is spliced from 4 exons. The coding region runs from base 246 to 1340 and encodes 364 amino acids. Lineage: Eukaryota; Fungi; Ascomycota; Dothideomycetes; Pleosporales. The record is from RefSeq and is a predicted model, not a curated record.
AUCAACUCCACUCAAAUCUUCAGCCCUACGGUCUACCCCAACUCACAACCCACUGUCUACAUCCUUCACGAUCGCUUUCUACUAGUCACUCUUUUGUCUGACAUGCUUGAUAGCCCGCUUUGCUUGUGAUAUCCCUUCGUUGCGCUUCCAGGGGGUCGUAGUGCUGAUAUUCGAACUCCUCUGUGUACCCUGUUCCACUUCAGCCGCACGCGUACACCCCACCACCUCAAACUCAAACAGACACGAUGACUGUCUUCGUCACGUUUUCUAUGGGCUCGAAGGAAGCGUAUUUCUUCAACAGUCCUACACACUGGGCCUGGCAUCAUCUCCCUCCAGAUGUCGAGGCCCUGUUCACGAAGCAGCCUCCAAUCAAGGAUGUCAUUGAAUGCGCAAUAGGCGAGAAUGGUGCAUAUUUUGUCAGCUUUAGAGACCAUGAUGGUCAAGUGUACUGCCGCCAUUACAAUCUACCCAACGCCUUAACGAUGUAUCUGUACCACUCGCAUCCGCAGGUGAUACGCGACUUGACGACACUUUCCAUCACUCUAGGCCCAUACGACUCGUUCUACGCCCAUGACAAAACAUCCGCCGAGUGGUCGAACUUACCACCCCUACUCGAGAAAGCCAUCCUCAACCGUGUAGAGAGCCAGGAUGCAUGGAAGACGGUCUGGAGAGAUGGGGGAAGAGAAGCACCCAUGUUCGUCAGCUUGGGAGCAGAUGGAAGCUACUUCAUGCGAACAGUAUCUGGGGGAGGAUCAUGGGAUCUGAGGAGCAAAUCUGAAGGGGUUAUGGGAACUAAUAAAUUCCUUGAGGACGCCCCUAAUUUCGCAUCAAUUGCCGGUCUUUACCUCUUCCAAAGCUAUCCGGACUCCUACGUCCUACUACUCAUGUCGGGUAAAACAUUCUCGAACCUUCCUGAGCAUACCUGGGCGGAUUACAAUAAGAUGGCGCCUGCGCUCCCCCAACUCGCGCAGAGCUCAAUGCCAAUACCAGCCAUUCCUCAAAUGCGGCCUCCUACGGCGGUAACAGCGCCGCCGCAGCAACAGCAAUUCCAACAACCUCGGCAAUUUCAACAGGUGGCACAGACGAGUUGCUGUGCGCCAAAUAAUCAGCACACUGGUAUCCAUGUGCCGCUACCUCCAAACUAUGGGCAGGUACAGGGCAUGAUUAAUCAAAUCAGCGGGCAGCUGAACGGUGGUGCUGUGUAUGCGGCACAACCGAAUCAGACUCAUUAUCAAAAUCAUAUGCAGCAGGGACAAACAACGGGAGUUAUACCAGCACAAGGCAUGAGCCCGGCCACGCAGCAACCAAUGCAGACUGGUGGUUCGAUGGCUUCGAGAUGAAGUGGGUCCAUCAUAUGUGUGGCGUGGACGUGCGAGGGAAAACUGACUGAACCCCAUUUUCCUACUUGGGACAUCAAGAAUGUCCCGCCUUAUCUGCGGCGUCUUGUUGUAAGGUUGGUCUUCGUGACCUCUCAAUUUCUUUUGUGAUCAUGUAACUCGGAUACCAGGCGAAUAUCUUUUUCUUUGGAAAUCUUUAUGGAAAUAAUUAUAUGUCGGAAUGUUGCUACCUCGUAUAUUGCAUGGGAUGUUGUUGUAUUUACCGUUCAACUAGAUGCAUAGCGCAAAUAUCUCAGGUAUUAUGCCAUGUGCCGCUAGUUUACAUACAAUUGAGAUGUAACUCUUCAUAG